AUGAGCCUAAUUGCAACGUGUACCCUCUGCCAAAGCAACCUAUCGUGUGAUCGUUCAAACACCGCCAUAUUGAUACAGCACCUUCAGAGCAUGCACUGUCCCGAGCCUACAAUUGUGGAGCUGGCCGAAAAGUCUACCCAAACAACGCCUUCGGAUUCGAAGCCAAUCGCUGAAUGGCGCCCGGCAGAGUCCCCGGUGAAAUGUCCCCAGUGCGGCGGACGAUACUUUCCGACCGUCCGCCUCGUCACCAGCCGGGUUUCAAGGAAUGCCAUCGGUGCCUACUGCUUGCUAUGCUGCUGGCCAUUAUGCUUUCUGUCGUGCAUUUUCAACAGACCCACCAAACAGCAUCUACAUUGUUCGAACUGCAACGCAUUCCUCGGAUUGUACGAAGAUUGUAAAAAGUCGCGAAGGAUAACGACCGCUCAGCUGUCGAAUUUGAGGCGAAACCAAAGAAAUUGA
Anopheles bellator is the source of this 459-nucleotide messenger RNA. RefSeq lists its product as uncharacterized. The transcript is spliced from 2 exons. NCBI's taxonomy places the organism in Eukaryota, Metazoa, Arthropoda, Insecta, Diptera, Culicidae. The coding region runs from base 1 to 459 and encodes 152 amino acids. The record is from RefSeq and is a predicted model, not a curated record.